UUCAUCUGUCUGCGCAAACCGUCUGGGCUCCAUGUGUAACACACGCCUCUGUACGCUUACGUAAUUAUAUAUUGUUUCUAAGUAACGGGGUGACCGGCAGGGGAAGUGGUAAAACCCUUUUGGAUAAACAGCUAGCUGGUGCUACAAAGAAAACUGCUUUAAAAGACUUACAAAAUCAAAAUGGAAGGCAGUUAACUAAACUUGGAGACAGUUCACUAAUAUUGGGCAAAAAACUUGGAGCAGAUGGAACAAGAGUUUGCGGCAGUAAGAGGCUCACACCCGAGAGCCCUUCAAGUCCCGUUUGCCACAUGUCAUUAGCCAGUAAUGGUGCAAGUGAGCAUAUAAUCAAUGCUCGGAGACGGUUUGAAUUAGAACUGGGUAGGGGAAGAGUCCAAAACGAUUUAGACAAAUAUGUAGAUUUAAUACCUCCAAAGCGUAACGAUGUUCAUCAGAUGCCGAAUCAAUCGAAGGAGAACAAUAUCAGCGAUGCCUCUAUAACUAUGCCCUAUAAUAAUAUCACUUACUCACAGAGUAGAGCACAAGUUUCCCUUUUAGAUGGCAAGGCUAAUACGGCCCCACUGUUUGAGAGAGCUGAUUCUGCUCAUAAGUUUAUCUCAGAUAACUCUCAUUCAGUUGAGUUCAAGGUGGCUGAUGAUCAGCUCCGGACAGAACGUUUUGCUCGUCUCCAUAAAUUACUGAAGAAGUGUGAUGAGUCUAGCUAUUGCGAUUACACUCAGAUGCUUCUACGUCUAUCCCCUAGUGAACUCAGCAGACACGCUGUUGAUCUGGAAAAAAGGGCCAUCCAAUUGGUGAUAGAUGAAGGAAAGGAAAUAAACCGGGGGAAAAUGUUAAAUAUUCUCCGAAAGUCUCCUCCAGAUUCCACACCUUUGCAAACAGCACAACUGCUUCAGCCCAAACAUGAAUAGUUACAGGAAAUUAUUUUACAUCCUGUUGGUGAAAGACUCUCGCCUUAUACUUUGUUUCUGACGGGGGAGGGGGACACAAUCCUCCUAGAAAUGCUUUUGGGCAUAUGCAGUGAGAUCAAUUAUAGUCACAUACUCACAUGGAGGGAGUGAGGUUUUGGUUUUUGCAGCACAAGCAAAUUACUCCGGUAGUACAUCUUCUCAGGUUGAAUGUGUGUUUACAUCUUUUCGCUACAUAUUUUUAUUUCCUUUAAUCUCUCUCUGUUCAGUCCAGUGCCCAAAUGGGAAAGCUAUAAGCUUACUCCCUCACAAUUGUUAGUCAGUGCAAAUGUGCAAUAAACAUUUACCCUAGUCAUAUUAGACUCAAAUUAUUAGUUUUCUCAUAAAUUGAUACUUAAAUCCACAUUGAUUAUUAUUUUUGCUCUUUACUUGUGUGGGCAAUACCAUAAACUUCAAGGUAUUAGGCUACUUGUGAUUUAAAGGGAUUGUUGUGCCC
Cuscuta epithymum is the source of this 1419-nucleotide messenger RNA. The record is from the annotation of a GenBank genome assembly. Lineage: Eukaryota; Viridiplantae; Streptophyta; Magnoliopsida; Solanales; Convolvulaceae.